Messenger RNA from Mesorhabditis spiculigera, 2430 nucleotides. Lineage: Eukaryota; Metazoa; Nematoda; Chromadorea; Rhabditida; Rhabditidae. The record is from the annotation of a GenBank genome assembly.
AUGCGGCUGCUCAUCUUUUUCGGGGCGUGUGCCCUGGUCGCCCUGGCAGCUGAUGUUUCCGAUUGGAAAAUGCAGGAUGACGUAACCGGCGAAAUCCUGGACACCCGACAAGAUUUCCCGUGCCAUUCAUUAUCCCGUGACAACUACACCUGCUCGGCCUGUAUUCAACAACACGAUUCUUGCGCGUGGUGUGGAGCACCGCUGUUCGACAACAAGAAGCAAUUCCCGCGUUGUGACAACAAGGCCAAACUAUUGGCGAAUGGAUGUCCGGAAUAUGACAUUGAAUCGCCGGUGACGACGCUGGAGAUUGUUGAGGACGAGCCAUUAUCCGAUCAAGGAACGGUCGAUAAAGAGGAAGAAGCCAUCCAAUUGAAGCCCCAAGUCAUGAGGGUCGAAAUCAGGCCAAAAUCUCGUGUCCGUUUCAACGUGACCUACCGUCAGGCCGUCGAUUACCCGGUGGAUCUCUAUUAUCUGAUGGAUUUGUCGUAUUCGAUGAAAGAUGACAAGAAAAAGCUCUCCGAGUUGGGGGAUCUUAUUGCCGAAAAAAUGCGACGUGUCACCAAGAAUUUCCGGCUUGGCUUCGGGUCGUUUGUCGACAAGAAAAAGAUGCCAUUUAUCGAUCCGAGGAUUGAAAAGCAAAUGUCCCCUUGCCCAGAGCCCUGCGCCGAGCCGUACGGCUUCAAACACGGCAUGACGCUCACCACCAACACCGAGAAGUUCAAGGCCGAAGUCGACAAAGCCGAGAUUUCCGGAAAUCUUGACGCGCCGGAGGGAGGUUUCGACGCGUUGAUGCAAAUUUUGGCUUGCAAUCGCACAAUCGGCUGGCGUGAACGUGCCCGUAAAAUGGUCGUCUUCUCAACAGAUGCCGGGUUCCAUUAUGCGGGUGAUGGUCGAUUGGCUGGAAUUGUUGAGCCAAAUGAUGGACAAUGCCAUUUGGAUCGUCAUGGAUAUUAUACAGAAACUACCAAUCAAGAUUAUCCAUCAAUUGCUGCUGUCCAUCAGAUUGUCAAGAAUAUGAAGGCUAAUGUUAUUUGGGCUGUCACUGAGAAGAAUUUUGAGUUGUAUUCGCAGCUUUCAAACUCUCUUCUUGAUGUGGCAUCAACUGUCGGUGUUUUGGCGAAUGAUUCCCGAAAUAUUGUCGAUCUAAUCGAGAAGGAAUAUCAGAAAAUCGCGGAAAAGAUUAUCAUGGUUGAUAACGUGAACGCUUCUGAUGGGCUGAGAACGAGCUAUAGGAGUCUUUGCUUGGGUGGGACAACGAUGCAAGACACUCACGUUUGUGAGGGGAUUCGCGUCGGAGAUGAGGUGAAAUUCGAAGUGACGCUGGAGGCUGUUCGCUGUGUUGACAAGCGAGAUUUCAUCCUGAGAAUUGGGCCGUCUGGUCUUGAUGAUUCUCUGAUCGUGAAUGUCCAUGUUUUGUGCGAUUGCGAUUGCGAGAAUCCGGAGAAAAUCGUUCGAAAAGCUGUUGAAUGCAAUGGCGGUGAUAUGAUUUGUGGUGUUUGUAGGUGUAAGCCUGGCUACGUCGGCCGGCAUUGCGAGUGUAAUCGCCCCGGAAUGUCCACUGCUGCUUUGAACGAAAAGUGCAAAAGAACAAACGAAAGUGCAAUUUGCGAGGGUCGUGGCGUAUGCAAUUGUGGACGCUGUGAGUGCAACCCAAGAACGAACCCCGAGGAGCAAAUCUCGGGCGAAUUCUGCGAAUGUGACAACUUCAACUGCCCGCGACACGAUCGCAAAAUCUGCGCCGGACACGGGCAAUGCAAUUGUGGAGAGUGUAUUUGUGAGCCGGGAUGGACUGGGAGGGCCUGUGAAUGCCCGAUUUCCACGGAUUCUUGCCUGGCCGCCAAUGGAAAGAUCUGCAAUGGCAAGGGAGAAUGUAUUUGUGGAAGAUGCAGAUGCCUUGACACUGACGAUGGGAAGCGCUACUCUGGCGCAAAGUGCGAGCUCUGCCCGACCUGCCCGACGAAGUGUAUCGAAUACAAACCGUGCGUAAUGUGCCAAACCUGGCAAACAGGCCCGUACAACGCCUCGAAAUGCGAGGAUUGUCCGUUUAAAGUGGAGAUUGUGGAGGAGUUGCCGAAAAUCAAUGAAUCUACCCCUUGCCAAUUUGUCGAUCCAGCCGAUGAUUGUACCUUCUAUUUUCUCUAUGUAUUUGAUGAGACGGCGGAUAGCGCGAAAGUUUGGGUGAAGAGGAGAAAAGAUUGCCCUCCACCAGUGCCAGUAUUGGCUAUUGUUCUUGGAGUUAUCGCCGGAAUCGUGAUUCUCGGAAUCAUCCUGCUCGUCCUCUGGAAAGUCCUUACCGUACUCCACGAUCGUCGAGAAUACGCCAAAUUCAACCAGGAACGGCUCAUGGCCAAAUGGGAUACGAACGAAAACCCAAUCUACAAACAAGCCACAACCACCUUCAAAAAUCCCACAUACCAGGGACAACAUAAU